Moneuplotes crassus is the source of this 2048-nucleotide messenger RNA. Lineage: Eukaryota; Ciliophora; Spirotrichea; Euplotida; Euplotidae. The record is from the annotation of a GenBank genome assembly.
UUUUAAGUAAUUUUAAAUUUAAAAUGGACGAAAAUUUAAACUUAGAGUCUGAAGCGAGGGAACAAUACAGUGAGUAUAAGGAUGGAUUGAUUACUGAAUCGAAGCAUACUUUUACUGAGAUAUCGAAGAAUAAAGACUAUGAUAAGUAUAUCGACCAUUCUGUGGAAUCAGUACGAGGGAAGAAUGAGCAAUUGUCUACGCUGAAUAAGGAAAAUCUCAAGCCCAUCUAUCAGAACGAGUCUUUACCAAAUUCUGAUGUCUCUGAGAUAUCUGUAACAGGACGUUCUUCCUCAAAUCGUUCUGCUGAGGAAUGAGUUUCUCAAAGAGAAGAUGAUUCCUGCACUGAAAAUACCGAAGAGAGUAUUGUUGAAGCAAAUAACCGCAAAAUGGUCACAAUGAAAGCUUCCUUUCAUAGAGAAGGAAGAGAGGGCUACUUCUCACAUGAUAGAAAAAAAAGGAAGAAGAAAAAGAAGCAUUUUAACAUGACUACUAAAUUUAAUGAGUGAACUUCAAAACCAAUCCUCAAAGACAGAAAGACUAAUUAUACUGCAUCUCAUGGUGAACUGUUAAGGAGAAGGGCCAAGACAAAACCUCAUACAAUCACCUCCUCAACAAGAGUGAGCCAGAGGAGAUCUAAGAGAAAGUCUCAAAACUCUAGUGUAUCAAAGAGUAGGAAUAAAUUUAAAUCUUGAAAGGGGUCAAAGAAGCGGAUGUUUAUAGAGACUACAAAGAACUCAGUUCUAUGCAAACUUGUUCCAUCCAAGGACUACUAUCCCAGAAUGAAUAUCACUCCUAUUGGCUCUGAAGUAUGCUCUGCCAAGCAUGCUCAAAAGCCUUCUGAUGACAAAUUCGAGGUCAUUCGCAAGAUGAACAAGCUGAAGUACGAACUUCGUGAGAAACAAGCAAAACUUAGAAUUCUUCAGGAAAAAUGUCGUGAUAACAAGAAGAAGCUCAAAGAUCGCCGCAAAAAGGACCAUAAGAGGAAGGAUAAUAUUGAAUUUUUAGAGUACAAGCUUGAAGAGAUGAGGCUAAAUGAGGAACAACUCAUCGAUGACCUUUAUAACCAGCAGAACAUGGCAAAGGAUGCUAUUAGAUCUAUGGAAAACUUAGCAAAGCAGUUUGAAGGAGAGAGAUCGAAAUUUAAGAGAGAGUCUGAAAAGCAAAUUCAGAUUUUAGUCAAAAAGGAAGCUAAAAUGUGGCAAUAUAAGGUAGAAUCUCUAAAGACUGUAAAUGAUACUCUUACAAGAAGGAUACAAGGGUAUGAAGAACAAGAACAAAUGCUUGCUGAAACUGAGGAAAAGAACACAGAGUUGAAAGAACAAAUUGUUGAGCUAGAAGAAGAUUUAGAGAGAGUGAGAGGUGAAAGAAAAGGAUACAAAGAAGAGAAUCAUAAAUUGAUGAAGAGGCUUAUACAUAUGGAAGAGAUAGUGAAGCUCAAUAAGUCUUUAGUGACUUCAGCAGAAGAAGCAUGAAGCUCAAAAUUCAAAGAGCAGAUUGCACAUAAAAAUAAGCAAAUAAAUCACUUAACUGCUAAGAUUCAGAGCUGUGAACAUGAGAGCCAGAAGAGAACCGCUAAACUCCAAAAAGAAAUAGAAUUAUUAAAGAAAGAGCUCCUUGAGGAAAGAUUUAAGAAAGAAGACAACGAGAUGGAAAUUCAAAAAUAUCAUAAAUACAUUUUUGAGAACGACAAAAAGAUGAAGAAUAAAGAUCGCUUCCAAGAUAGCGCUGAGGAUCAUUUUGAAUCAACUGAUAAAGACACAAGUUGGAUAAAGACUUAUAAAUCUUUAUCGAAAGAUCUUCAUAUUUUGAGACAAGAAAUCCAUGGGUUAAGAGAUUCUCCGCAAGAUCUUGAUAAUAAAGAGAACUUAUCAUACAAUACAAUGAAUCAAAAAUUCUUAAAGCCUGCCUUGGCUGGGAGCUCAAAGGUCAAUUUUUACAAACCAUUACGCAAACCAUUAAAUGAGAGUUCAAAGUAUAAGUCAGACAGUAAACCUUUACCAAUGACGGAUGAUGAUCAAGCCUUGCCCACUUUUUAUGAAUAAUUCAGC